AUGUCAAAUCCUAUUUUCGCACUUCUCGCUUCCCAAAUUUUGAAUGGUGAAAACUUUGUCAAAUGGAAAAGCAACAUGAAUAUCCUCUUGAUCUGUGAAAACUACCAUUUUGUCCUUAAGGAGGAUUGUCCUCCAGUGCCUCCAACCAAUGCCGCCAGGGAUUUGACUGAGCGAUAUGACCGCUGGAUCAACGCCAACAACAAGGCCCGUUGUUACAUGUUAGCAGCAAUGAAUGAAGUGCUGAGAACUCAGCACAAAGGCCUUGUGACUGCUAGAGAGAUCAUGGACACUCUUCAGAGGAUGUUUGGAUGUCCAUCUGAUUCAGCCCGACACGCUGCUGUCAAAGCCAUUAUGAACGGCCGUAUGAAGAAUGGUUCUUUUGUACGUGAGCAUGUGCUUAAGAUGAUUAAUCAUCUUAAUGAGGCUGAAAUUAAUGGGUCUCAGAUUGAUGAGAAGACCCAGGUUGGUAUCAUACUAGAGACACUUUCUCCUGAUUUCCUUCCAUUCAGGACAAGUUAUCUGAUGAACCAAAAGAAUGAUAACUUAACUGAGCUCCUGAAUGAGCUGCAACAAUUUGAAUCCCUUAUAGGUGAUAAGGGAGGCAAGGCAAACGUUGCUGAAGCCAACGCAGCUAAGGGGAGGCCUUCUUCAUCAAAGAAUAAGAAGAAGACGAAUUAA
Messenger RNA from Morus notabilis, 678 nucleotides. RefSeq lists its product as uncharacterized. The record is from RefSeq and is a predicted model, not a curated record. NCBI's taxonomy places the organism in Eukaryota, Viridiplantae, Streptophyta, Magnoliopsida, Rosales, Moraceae. Bases 1 to 678 code for a protein of 225 amino acids. The transcript has a single exon.